This is a messenger RNA of Oppiella nova, 1191 nucleotides long. The record is from the annotation of a GenBank genome assembly. NCBI's taxonomy places the organism in Eukaryota, Metazoa, Arthropoda, Arachnida, Sarcoptiformes, Oppiidae.
AUGUUUGACUACUGUAUCGUGGGAGGCGGCAUCGUCGGCUUGGCCACCGCAUUAAAGAUUGUCAAAAGUGAACCGGGUUCUCGUAUUCUUUUGUUGGAGAAAGAAAACUCGCUUGCGGUUCAUCAGACGGGGCAUAAUAGCGGUGUCAUACAUGCUGGAAUUUACUACAAACCGGGAAGCCUAAAGGCUGAACUUUGUCGUUCUGGUGAACACCUAACGAAGCAGUUUUGUGAAGAAAACAGUAUCCCCUACCGUACUCCAGGAAAACUGGUAGUUGCAACAAAUCCACUCGAGUUGCAGCGUCUCGCAGAUCUCGAAAUAAAUGCGGCCGCAAACGGCAUUAACUGUCGCCGGUUAAACAGUCAGGAACUUGUAGAGAUUGAACCAGCCGUAACUGGGCUUGGUGCUUUGCUCGUGGAGCAGAGCGGCAUCGUUGACUAUCGCGCGGUUUCCAGAGCAAUGGGUGAGACGAUCAAGGCCGCAGGCGGCACAAUCAUGUACGACGUAGAAGUCGAUCGCAUCGAAGAGCGUUCAAAUACUGUCCGCAUUCAUACAAACAAGGAAGUAUGGGAAAGCCGCAAUGUCAUCGCCUGCGCUGGGCUACAGGCUGACCGUCUUGCUCAACAAUCGGGACAAAAAGUCGAUUUCCAGAUCGUGCCUUUUCGCGGAGAAUAUUACGCACUGAAGCCAGAAUUAAGCAAUUUGGUCAAUCGGAUGAUUUAUCCCGUGCCCGAUCCAUCAAUGCCAUUUCUGGGCAUCCACCUGACGCCUAUGAUGGAUGGGAGAUUGACUGUGGGUCCAAAUGCGGUCCUUGGCAUGUCCCGCGAGGGCUAUGCAAAAUUCUCGACAAACCUGCGGGAUAUGGCCACUUAUGCAAGGUUUCCGGGCUUUUGGAAGGUGAUCUCAAAUAACCUUAGCUCCGGGCUUCAGGAGAUGAAAGACAGUAUCUUCAAGUCGAGUUAUCUGGAAAAAUGUCGCAAAUACUGCCCGUCGCUACAAGCAAGCGAUCUGCUGCCUUAUCGAGCCGGAAUACGUGCUCAGGCGGUCUCCAAAGAAGGCGUAUUGAUCCACGAUUUCAAAUUCUUGCAGUCCAAGCGUGUUCUGCAUGUCUGCAAUGCCCCCUCGCCGGCAGCUACAUCGGCAAUUCCGAUCGGCGAUCUGAUCUUCAAACGUUUACAACAAAACAAUUGA